Molecule: messenger RNA, 1545 nt
Organism: Phaethon lepturus (White-tailed tropicbird)
Lineage: Eukaryota; Metazoa; Chordata; Aves; Phaethontiformes; Phaethontidae
Gene: AIFM3
Product: apoptosis-inducing factor, mitochondrion-associated, 3
Exons: 15
Biological process (GO): execution phase of apoptosis
Cellular component (GO): cytoplasm; mitochondrion
Molecular function (GO): oxidoreductase activity, acting on NAD(P)H; 2 iron, 2 sulfur cluster binding
Source: RefSeq, a predicted model, not a curated record
UUGAAGUGAAAAUUGAAGUUGUGAUACCUGAGAAGGAGAGAAGCAAGGAGGAGAUGUCGCCCAACGGGAAAGCCAGCCCCUUGGUCUACAAAGUCAAUGGGACUGCCCGGCAUUAUCAUCUUGAGGAGCAUCCCAUUGCCAGCAAUCCCUACCACAACCCAAAGGAUGUGGUGGAAGCGUCCGUGUGCCACGUGAAAGACCUGGAGAAUGGACAGAUGCGGGAAGUGGAUCUGGGCUGUGGGAAGGCUCUGCUCAUCAAGGACAGCGGCGAGUUCCACGCCGUGGGACACAAGUGCCCCCACUAUGGGGCCCCCCUGGUCAAAGGGGUUUUGUCCAAAGGAAGAGUCCGCUGUCCCUGGCAUGGAGCUUGCUUCAACAUUGCCACAGGCGACAUAGAGGACUUUCCUGGCUUGGACAGCUUACCCAGGUUCCAGGUGAAGAUCGAGAAGGAGAAGGUGUACAUCCGAGCGAGCAAGCAGGCUCUUCAGACACAGAGGAGGACAAAGAUGAUGGCAAAAUGCAUCUCCUUGAGCAACUAUAACCUGAGCAGUACCAACGUGCUGAUCAUCGGAGCAGGGGCAGCUGGACUGGUCUGUGCAGAGACCUUGCGCCAGGAGGGUUUCUCGGACAGGAUUGUGAUGUGCACGAUGGACAGACACUUGCCCUAUGACAGACCAAAGCUCAGUAAGUCAAUGGAUUCCCACCCAGAGCAGAUCGCCCUGCGCCCCAAAGAGUUCUUCUGCACCUACGACAUUGAAGUCCUGACUGAAAUGCAGGUUGCGGCUGUGGAUGUCAAGAACAAGAUAGCCGUGUUCAAGGAUGGAUUUAAGAUGGAAUACAACAAGCUGCUGAUAGCGACUGGAAACACGCCAAAAGCUCUCAGCUGCAAAGGCAAGGAGGUGGAAAAUGUUUUCAACAUCCGGACACCCGAAGAUGCCAACCGUGUCGUGAAGCUGGCCACGAGCAAGAACGUGGUUAUCGUGGGAGCAUCCUUCCUAGGGAUGGAGGUGGCUGCCUACCUCACGGAGAGGGCCCACUCAGUGUCCCUGGUGGAGCUGGAGGAAGUGCCCUUCAAGAAGUUCUUUGGGGAGAGGGUUGGCCGCGCUGUCAUGAAGAUGUUCGAGAGCAACAGGGUGAAGUUCUACAUGCAGACGGAGGUGUCGGAGCUGCGGGAGCAGGAGGGCAAGCUGAAGGAGGUUGUGCUGAAGAGUGGGAAGGUCCUGCGUGCCGAUGUCUGUGUUGUCGGUGUCGGUGCAGUCCCAGCAACGGGCUUUCUCAAGCAGAGUGGCAUCAACAUCGACUCCAAAGGCUUCAUCGUGGUCAACAAGAUGAUGCAAACCAACAUCCCCGGAGUCUUCGCAGCCGGUGAUGCUGUCACGUUCCCACUGGCCUUGAGGAAUAAUAAGAAAGUGAAUGUCCCUCACUGGCAGAUGGCCCAUAUGCACGGCCGUAUAGCCGCGCUGAACAUGCUGGCCCAUGGCAUGGAAAUCAGCACAGUCCCGUAUUUAUGGACUGCUAUGUUCGGGAAGAGCAUCCGAUAUGCAG